CGGAUCGUUCGUUUAUAGCGGGCAUAUCAUCAACUUUUCCAUCAUUUGGGCCAGCGUAUUGCUCGAGCUAUUCAACAACUUUGACAAACGAAAACACCAAAAGCUCAUCAAAAUGACUCUCGCCGUCGAUCUAUUGAACCCCUCUGCAGAACAUGAACGCAAACAGCACAAACUCAAGCGUCUUGUACAAUCCCCCAACUCUUAUUUCAUGGACGUAAAGUGCCCAGGGUGCUUUGCUAUUACCACUGUAUUCUCUCAUGCGCAAUCAGUAGUUCUUUGUGGCUCAUGUGCGAGUGUUUUGUGCCAACCUACGGGUGGUAAGGCAAGACUGACCGAGGGUUGCUCAUUCCGCCGGAAGAACUAGAUAUUUACACUCGCACUCUUCAUCUGUCCCCAUAAUACAUUAUUACAAACGGGCGCGCCUCAUGGAUGCCACGUUUUGCAAUUUGCUGACGGCUCAAUGUUAUCUGCGGGAA
This is a messenger RNA of Suillus discolor, 476 nucleotides long. RefSeq names its product ribosomal protein S27-domain-containing protein. Bases 113 to 364 code for a protein of 83 amino acids. Gene Ontology annotation, biological process: ribosomal small subunit assembly; translation. Gene Ontology annotation, cellular component: ribosome; cytosolic small ribosomal subunit. Lineage: Eukaryota; Fungi; Basidiomycota; Agaricomycetes; Boletales; Suillaceae. The record is from RefSeq and is a predicted model, not a curated record. Gene Ontology annotation, molecular function: RNA binding; structural constituent of ribosome. The transcript is spliced from 5 exons.